Messenger RNA from Sitophilus oryzae (rice weevil), 1547 nucleotides. RefSeq lists its product as uncharacterized. The coding region runs from base 211 to 888 and encodes 225 amino acids. The record is from RefSeq and is a predicted model, not a curated record. The transcript has 5 exons. NCBI's taxonomy places the organism in Eukaryota, Metazoa, Arthropoda, Insecta, Coleoptera, Curculionidae.
UGAAGGAACUAGGUAUAGAAAUUUUAAUGAGUUUUCUCAGCUGAAAUUGGCAAUUCUCAAGUAGUACGGUAAAUAAUAAUACGAAAUUGUCAAUAGAUAUUGGUGAUUGCGUCACUAUUGAUACGUCAUUAUUGAUACGUGAGUUCAGUUUUAAGUGAAUACUGUUAAGUUUAAGAUAGAACCAUUCCUUACAUUGACAAUGUUUGCAACAUGAGAAAGAUCUAUUUACCCAUCAUAAUCUUCUCUCUAUCAUUGGUAACGGGGUCUGAUGCAAUAGAAACGUCUACGACAAACGCCACAGAAAUUAGUGUAAAUCAAACUGAAGCUACAAAUGUUACCGAAACUGGAUUUAGAGAUGAUGCCGUCAUCAUCAAUCUGGAAGAAAUCAACAAAAUGGGGCCAUUGCAGUACUUGGGCGAGAGGAUCAUGUACAUUUGGAAUGGUGGAGAGGGUAUCCAAGCAGAACAGGAAAAAAAUGGAGGCUUUAUAGGACGAUGUAUAGGUAUGGCAAAGAGACUCAAACAAAUAAUGCCUAUGUUAAUGGUCGGAGGAGGUAUAGCUAUUACAAAACUAGGAUUUCUUCUGCUGUUUUCAUUGAAGACAGUAGGAUUAUUAAUACUGCUUCUGAUAAUUAAUGUAGCAUCAGCUGCAGCAAAAGUAGGAGCUGUGGUCGCUCAAAAGAAGCACGACCAAUCUGCACAGAAUAUUCAUUUCCAUGUAGAUCCAUCAAAGGGUGAAGAAUCUCAUCAUUCUAGUCAUUCAAGUCAUAUAACCCCUUUUGGAUGGGAUGAUAGAUUAGACUCAAGCCUCGAGGGGCAUGAACUCUAUAAUAUGUAUGAAAAACUGAAAAAAGAAAACGAAUAUCUGAGAUACCACUACAAAGGAUGAAGCAGGAACAAUGUACAAAAUAAAUUUAAAAGAAAUGCGGAUAUUAAUAUGAAUUUAUUUGUUUCAUUGAAUGUGGUAGACAGUGAUUAAGAGUAGAGUACUAUUACUAAAAGAAUUUUAGACUUCCAUGGAAAAAAAUCCAGUUACAAACCGUAUGCACGUCCCUGGUGAAUCUGUCGACAAUUUUUAAGCAUUAAUGUCACAAAAUUUCAUUCGAAUCGCUAAAAACACUUGGAAGAAAAUUGUAAUAAAUCGAAAAAAUAAAGAUUUUAACUCCAUAUAGCUACGAAACAAAUCAGAAUGGACCUAUGUUGAUAUAAGAAAUAAAUCUUAAUUUUACAUGUGUAGAAUCUUCCCACGAAUCUUCUCUAAUCUCCCCACGAGAGAUGGCACAUGUUUUUUAAAACACCCCCGUAUGUUAUGUUAAUAACAUCACAAUCUUUCGAUUAGGCAAAUCGUAAUUUACUUUCAAUAAUUUUAUUAAUUUGAGCAUAGCAUUUCAACUAAAACCAAAUAAUAACGGAAAAUCAUCAACAAAAAAAUUGAAUUCAAAUUCAAAGCUUUUCGAAGGGUUGAGUAGAUUUCGAAGUUCUCGAAGCGUUGAGUAGAUUUUUUCCGUCUCGCUUUAAACGCGGGCGGCCACUGCGAGCGAAACUAAA